Messenger RNA from Malaya genurostris, 7521 nucleotides. It is a transcript of the gene Sur, whose product is annotated as ATP-binding cassette sub-family C member Sur. The coding region runs from base 482 to 7183 and encodes 2233 amino acids. Gene Ontology annotation, molecular function: ATP hydrolysis activity; ATP binding; ABC-type transporter activity. Gene Ontology annotation, cellular component: membrane. Gene Ontology annotation, biological process: transmembrane transport. NCBI's taxonomy places the organism in Eukaryota, Metazoa, Arthropoda, Insecta, Diptera, Culicidae. The transcript has 29 exons. The record is from RefSeq and is a predicted model, not a curated record.
UGUAUCAACUACGACAGAAGUUACUCGCGUUUUCAAUUCUUUAUGAAUGUGUGGAAAAAUAAUAGAGUGAAUGUGAUUACCGCAGGAUUAGUUUAAAUCGUUGAUAAUUAUUGUUCCGACACGACAUCAUUAAAUGCGCGAAAGGAACAGUGAAAUACACAAUGGAGAGACAGCUGGACUAGACUUACAGAUUGAACCGGGGGCUGGGUCUGUGAAAUUUAAUUACAAGCAAUUUGCGGUGAAGACGUGAAGACAUCCGGAAAAUGCACAACCGUAAAUGUCGUAACCCAGCCAAAUUGUUCGGUGAAAAUUCAAAUCAUCAUGUGAAACGAAGUUAAGCAUUUCAAAGUCCGUUCGUUUGCCGGGUAAUGUGUCGAGCGGAUGGGAAAAUAAAAGUUAAAAACCAAUAGCGAGAAAGCCAAGACUAGUGCCGGAAAAGAAAAUUGUUGAGCGUUUUUUUUUUUGUUUGUUCUCAAGAAAAAUGAUUUGCAACAUUGCCCUGUCGGGUUCGGCUCGAAUUUUCACGGAUAAAACUUCAUCCCAGCAGAUACAGGUUUAUGGUGUCCUCAUGGGUGGAAAUUUCACACCGGAACAGGUGGUGGAUGUUUGUUAUUUGAAUUUGUACGGCCUCAUUGCCAAUGUGCUAACCCUGACCGGACUGUGUGGGGCACUUCUCUACGUCAGCUGGAAGCUCGAUUGCAGGCGUCAUAAACUGCUGGCCUUGCAUAAUUUGCGGUCAAUGCUUGUCCUGGCAUCGAUCCUGACGGGCAUCUGUGAAGUGGCCCAGUACAGUCUUGUUGUGCAUCGACUCGGUACGCUCGGUCGCAAGGUGAACCUGCCCGUGACGACGGGACAACAAUUGGCAAUGACCGGGACGGAUCAAAUUUCCGAGACUCACCAACUAGACGCCAACGGUGUACCGCUUGCGACUGCAGUACUGGGGCUGUGUUGCGCUUGUACCGGCCUAUUGACGAUACUGACGGUGGCUGCCUUCGUGCGGGUUGUGGAACUGAAGGAUAGAUGUGGGCUGUUAUAUAUCGUCCUGGUGGCUCAAGGCGUUGUGUUCGUUGCAAAGUGGUGCAAAUUUGAAUACAUCAAUAAUGUCAUAGACACAGCAGUAGCCGGACUUCCAUGCUGUCUUGCACUGGUAUCGGCCCUCUCGCUAGCAGCUUUGACUUCGGUCGAUGGAAUCACCAUAUACUUGGAGAGCUCUGCCAAUCGGCGCCACAUAUCGACGAUAAUGUCAAGGAAUCCGACCGGGUACAAGUCAACCGUCUCGCCCUUCCUGUCACGCAUCACUUUCUGGUGGAUUACACCGCUGCUGUGGCGCGGUUUUGCCGAACCGUUGGAGCUGGAAAAUCUGGGAGAGCUGCCGGAAAGCGAUACCAGCCGGUAUCACUAUGAUCAGUUUCUGUUCAUUUAUCAAAGUUUUAAGAAUUCGGUGUCCCUGUGGCGGUGUUACGUGCUCAAUUGCUGGCAAAUGUUUCUCGCCGGUGGAGUGCUAAAGCUGCUGGGCGACCUUUGCGCUCUGGUGGGACCACUUUGCAUAUCCAAUAUCGUCGAUUACAUCGCAAAACCCGUGACAGCUUCAUCAUCAUCAGCAUCAUCGCCGUCGUCGUCGUCGGCGUCGUUCACGGUGGGACUGGCAGCUAGGGAAACAAUCGGUGGGGGUGUUAUUCUUUCGAAUGACACUGCACCAACAUCGUUUAAUGAUCGGAAUCGGUCGACGGCGGUGCCGGAUGGUUUCGACGGAACAGCUACUCCGCUGGACCCCCUGACAUGGACGGAACUGUUGGCCAACGGAUGGUUUGUGGCUCUGUUGGUUCUGGUCUCUGCGUUGGCUCAGGGUACAUUCUCGCAGGCUAGCACACACAUCAUGGACAUGGAAGGCAUUAAGUUGAAGAAUGCCUUGCAGGGAUUGGUGUACAGGAAAACUCUGCUGCUCAGAUUAUCUGGGUCACCGAAAUGCGUUCGACAGCCGGGUGAGAAAGUCUCCAGCACGGACGAUGUGCUAGCAGCUACUGAAACCAGUGACGCAAUCGACGGCGAUGGCAUCCAGGACCAUGACCAUGCAAAAUGCGAUAUCGGUGCAUCGUUCAAGGUCAACUCGAAUGGUGGAUCCAGUACACGAUGCGGUACAGAUGCUGCAACGGUAGCCGAAUUCAAAGCAAGCAAUCGAAAUUCGUUGCAAACUUUGAAGGAUGAGAUAAAACAUGAAAUAGCUCUUGCCAUCGAUUCCGAUGAUCAGCAACAGUUUGCAUCUGGGACCGCUACUCGAGUAGACCGUCGAUGCAAUCCCAUGGGCAAUAGCCGGGCAGACGCUUCCGGAGCAACAGCAAGUGAAAAACAAGCAAAAGCCACUGCCGACGAUGUUGAUAGUGCAAGCGCAACGGCAUCGGAACCGUUUGGACUAGGAAACAGUGUCGACGGAGCGGAUCAUAAGGGAGGCUACGCUGGCACUGCAUCCGAUGCAGGUACCAUAACAAAUUUAAUGUCCGAUGAUGCCUUUAACGUCAUGUCGUUUGUACGGAUUGCGCAUUACGUGUGGGCGAUUCCAUUGAAGAUCGGUGUUGUAAUGUACCUUCUCUAUCAGUUGCUCGGCAUAAGCACCAUCAUUGGAUCGGUCGUCUGUAUCGCCACGAUGACUCCCAUGCAGUUUCUCUUGGGAAAAAUGAUGUCAUCCAAUUCCAAGAAAGCUUCCGAAUGCACCGACGAACGGCUCCGGCGAAUCAAUGAGGUUCUACUGGGGAUAAAAUUAAUUAAACUCAACGCUUGGGAGAAUGUCUUCCGGGAGAAGAUCACAAAGGCCCGGAAGCAGGAACUUCGGCAUCUGGAUCUGGACUCAUGCUACUGGACGUUAAUGAUGCUACUCACCCACAUCUCCUCGGUGCUGAUAACCUUCGUCACCGUGGCAGUAUUCACCCAUCUGGAGGAGCCGGACGAUCCUGACUCGAAGAGCAUCCAAUUUACCGCGGCCCGUUUGUUUGCCUCGCUAGCCCUGUUCAAUCAACUGACGGUACCAUUGUUUAUCUUUCCAAUCACGAUUCCGAUUAUUCUGUCGGCAAUUGUGAGUACGAGAAGACUGGAAGCGUUCCUGGGUCGACCGGAAGUGUCCGGCACAAGGCGUGCUACUACGACGGUACCUGCUGACGACACCCGAGACGGUGGCACCAGUGAUAUAUCGGUACAGCAUCAUUGCGAAGAAAAUGAAGGCGACGACGACGAUGACAACGACGACGACGACGACGACGACGGCAACGUCAACGAUCAUGAUAUGGAGGAAGUCACUCACCGUUUGGCCAGCGAGAGAACAACCUCCGGGGUUAACGGUUUCCUACAAAAUAAUGGGUUGCAUAAACUGAUGGCAGCAGGUGCACAGCGAGAACUAUCGCCGAGGGCAAGUGGAAAAUCAAACGAUAAUUUAUGCCACGAAUCACCGGAGCGGGAAAGUGAAAACGAGCAGGAUUUGCAGCCCCGGGAAGUGAAAUCGCUGGAUUCCCAUCCAGAAUCCAGUUCGGGAACCGGUAGUAGUAGCACUCCUUUGCUACCGAAAGUUACUACUGCCAACCGGAUGGCACAAAGACGGACGUUCGUGGGAGGUUCAAAAGAGCAGCACCGGGAAAUAAAUCCCCAAGUGGUGUCGCCUGCGGACUGUGACCGUCAACCGGCUGAGUGCGAUCGAUUGGAGCAGAACCGUCUGGAGCAGCAAUCGCGUGGAUCGGUGCCUGCUAAUGAGUCGAGAUUCGGUACGCCCCCGAGCCACAAUGAUGAUGUAGCGAUUUGUGUGAGAGAUGCUCGUUUUCAGUGGGACUGCAAUGACAGUACGGACAGAAUUGACACAUCUAGGGCUGUUUUGAAGAUUGACUCGCUGAGUAUUCCCAAAGGAAAACUAACGAUUAUUGUCGGUCGCAGUGGUAGUGGUAAAUCAUCAUUACUGGCGGCAUUAUUGAAGGAAAUAAAUCAUCUGUCCGGUGAAGUGAAAUGGAACAACUGUUCAACCGUGGCGUAUGUCCCCCAGCACCCGUGGCUGUUGGAUGCCACAGUUCGAGAUAACAUCCUGUUCGGAGAACCGUAUCGACCGAAACGUUUCGAACGGGUGCUGAAAGUUUGUGCACUGAAGCCUGAUAUCGAACUGAUGCCAAACGGCGAUAUGAGCGAGAUUGGCGAACGGGGAAUUAAACUGUCCGGAGGUCAACGCCAGCGAAUCGUGAUGGCCCGGGCACUCUAUUCCACGGCAUGCGUCGUCAUUAUGGAUGAUCCACUCUCAUCGCUGGAUAACGAGGUCGGAAAGUUUAUUUUUGAGCACGGAAUCCAUCGAAUGCUGCGACAGCAGAAACGAACAGUCAUUAUUGUUACGCAAAAGCUGCAACUCGUGUUCAGAGCUGAUUACAUAAUCGCCAUGGAAAACUUUGCUCUUAAUGCAACAGGCUCGCUAUCGGAAAUUGAAAACAAUUAUCCACAAGUACUGCGACAAUGGAAUGCAAUUAUCGCAAAGGAACAGCAAUCGAGAGAAGCAGGAUCAAGCCCAGGAAAGACGGCACGGGAACGAUGGAAACUGUUUAAAAUUGUUUCCCGCAUCAGUUUGCAGAAACGACACACCACCGAGGAGUACUACCAGCCUGCCAGCAAGCUGCUCUACGACCCACGGGCACUCCAGCGUAAUUCCAGUUUAUUUGGAUCACGUUUUCAUACACACGAUUUGCCACUUCCCAUCGACGAGUGCCACGGUGAGAAUGUCCAGCUGCGACGUCAUUACUCGAAAAGGUACCGAAGCGAGUCCCGAACCGUACGAGGAUACAGCGAUGGAGCGGCGCUGGCAUCACCGGCAGGCCGUUCCCCGAUGAGGCCGAUGGAAGGCAUCUGUGCCACUCACACUCAAUCGCUUCCAGCCGGACGGGACAUCGAACAGGCAGGCGAUCGAUUGCUGCCGCUGGUCAGCCCGGCCACUUCUGUUCCGAGCCACUCUAGCCGGGAGGAAAUCUCGCCGACAACGGUUGAGGCAAAAUGCGAAAGAUUUCACUUUUCCGACUCGUAUCGGGGAGAUAUGAACCAAAUCGGCUUACGGCAGUUCCUUCGCCGCAUGAGUGUCCGCUUGUGGCCGACGCAACGUUACUCAAUUCCGGCAGAUUGCCGAAGCAGAAAACCGUCCAUCAUCAGUAAGGCCAGUUCCGUCAUAAGUUCCCCCAACAAGCGUCUUCCGCAACGGGACCAUGUCGAACAACAGCACCAGCAAAAACAGCACGGAGAUGAGCCCCAAUCACUUCGCAGGAUGUAUUCCGGUAGCUCUCGCAGCAGUGAUGACAACGAGGAGGAACCGACUGGAGACCAGACUAGCAAUGAUGGCUAUAAUCGGCUAAUUGUCGACGACGAGCGAAAAUAUGGCACGAUUCCAACCCGCAUUUACUGGCUGUAUCUGAAGGCAAGUGGAUUGAAUAUGGCAAGCACUUUUUUGCUUAGUGCUUUGGCCCAGCAGUGUCUUCGCGUGUACACGGACUUUUGGCUGCAGAACUGGACCGAGAGAACCCAGCAGCAUCCGGAAGGGGUUGAUCCGCUUGAUAUCAAGUACAAUUUCCGAGUGUACGCGCUGCUUUCUGGAAUGUGCAUCCUGUUGGCGGCCGUAUCUUUUCCGACCGGUCAGAUGGCGGGUAGUAAUGCACGCAGACGACUGCAUCGGCAGCUGGUGGGAUCGGUACUGCGAAACUCCAUCCACUUCUUCCAAACGGUACCGCUGGGUCGAAUCAUGAAUAGAUUAAGCAUCGAUAUCGGUGUAGUCGAUAAGAAAAUCGCCGCAACAAGUCAGAAAUUGCUGCAAUUCGUUUCGCUGUGCCUUUGUGCGGUGCUCAUAAAUAGUAUCGUGACGCCGUAUUUCAUCCUGUUAACAAUACCAAUUUGCGGCAUUUAUUACGCCGUCCAGAAGUUCUACCGGUGCUCCUCCAGGGAACUGCAACGACUGGAGAGCAUUACUUAUUCGCCAAUUAUCGCACACUUUUCCGAAACUAUCGACGGUGUAACGACGAUACGGGCUUACCGGCAGGAGUCCCGGUUCACCGAUACGCUAUUUCGGCGGAUGGAGGCCAACAACGUGGCCCAGGUAAUACUGAACAGUAGCAAUCGGUGGCUGGGAAUUACGCUGGAUUACCUCGGCGCCUUUAUCGUGUUUAUUGCAAUUGUGAGCGGUUUGGUCACGGCUAGUUUAAACCCGGACAUGACCAGUUCAUCCCUGAUUGGGCUGGCCAUUAACUAUGCCCUGUUGGUUCCGAUCUACCUCAAUUGGGUGGUGAAGCUGGCAGCCGAAAUGGAGAUGUUCAUCGGUGCGGUCGAACGGAUACAGUGCUUUAUCGAGAGCAGCCAGGAGCGUGCCAGGGAACGCAACAAAGUGAAAUACAAACCUGUACCGAUUUCGUGGCCCCAGAAAGGUGACAUCGUGUUCGAGAACGUCUCGUUGCGCUACGAGAGCCAAAAGGAAAACAUUAUAACAAAUUUGAAUUUAACUAUCCCCACUGGACAGCGGAUUGGCAUAUGCGGACGAACCGGAAGCGGUAAAUCUUCACUGGCACUCUCCCUGUUCGGGGCCCUCGAACUUGUCAAGGGGCGGAUAUUGAUCGAUGAUGUGGACAUCGCCGGUAUUAACAGCGAGGAGCUGCGUUGCCGACUUUCCAUCAUUCCCCAGGAAGUGAUGUUAUUCAGGGGCAGCUUACGCGAAAAUCUGGACCCUCGGGGACACUUCGGCGAUUUGGAGCUGUGGAAUUGUCUGGAAAUGGCACAACUGAAGGAGGUGGUGGUGGCAUUGUCAGAUGGGUUGGAUACUCAAAUAGAUGAAGGCCAGGCCCUGCUUAGUGCCGGUCAGCGACAGUUAUUCUGUUUGGCACGGGCCGUCCUGCGGGGCUCGGUUUGUCUGGUGCUGGAUGAGGCUACCUCCUCGCUCGAUUUGGAAACGGAAAAACUGGUCCUGGAGGCAGCCGGGAAAGCGUUCAAAGGACGAACAGUAAUCACGAUAGCGCAUCGAUUGCAUUCGCUGUUCGAUUACGACCGAGUCAUCGUGCUGGAUCAUGGCAGCAUCGUUGAGGACGGGAACCCCCGAGUGCUGAGGAAAAAAUCUGACUCCAAGUUUGCAGCCAUGCUGAAAGCAUCGACCGACUACCAGCAACAGCAAAGUCUGGCUACUGUUCGCAUUGCGGAGUAGCACCGAUGGGUGAACUGGCAGUUAGCGGCUGGCUUCACUGUGUGUGUAGUUGAAUUGUUAUUCCUUGUCUGACCGAUUCGCACGGGAUCUAGUACAUACAUACGGGUAAACGGGGACGAGUUUGAGGCAGUUAUCGAUAAACACUUCGUUGAAUCGGCAAGAGCAGAGGGAUACAGCACACAAUCUAAAUUAAUCUCCAGUGAGUAUAAUUAUAGAACUGUUAGUAAUGAUACUAAACGCUAAUAUGUUCAACAGACUAAGAUUACUGUUAUCUAUAAUGUUUUACUAUUUAUUAAAGAAAAGAAGAUGUGGAGAUCGGUGACAACCAUUUGGAAUAA